Molecule: messenger RNA, 2385 nt
Organism: Diaporthe batatas
Lineage: Eukaryota; Fungi; Ascomycota; Sordariomycetes; Diaporthales; Diaporthaceae
Product: Zn(2+) transporter ZRG17
Exons: 2
Coding region: 478-2073 (531 amino acids)
Biological process (GO): intracellular zinc ion homeostasis; zinc ion transport; transmembrane transport
Cellular component (GO): membrane; Golgi apparatus
Molecular function (GO): zinc ion transmembrane transporter activity
Source: RefSeq, a predicted model, not a curated record
CCCCUGACUUAGCGACCACUUCCCCUGAAUCCUUGCACCUGGCUGCUGGCCCAGCAGCAAUGAAAGUGAAGUCAAUGCGUGCAGGGAGGGAGGCAAUCAUGAUGCCAGUGCAUUCCCACUGUUCGCGGGGUGGAAUGGGUGGGCGCAGACGGGAGUUUAACAUGGCCUCUCCUUCCAGCCUCACGACAAGGCCGCCCCAGGCCCCGUCAGACAUUCUUUUCUAUUCACGUAUAUACCCAGAUCUUCAACAGCCAGAACACAGAAACUUGAAAGCCUCCCGCCGUCCAACAACCAGACCUGCAGAUCGCCGCCCGUGUGGUUGCAAUGCGCUAAGCUGGAUCCAGCAGUUGGGCUGCUUCUUCCAAGGCCCACUAUCCCCAGACCGAUCGCGACCGCAACCGCCCUCAAAGCGAUAAUAGAUCCCGCCUGUGCCUCUCCUCCUUCACCCUGCCGUCCUCGCCGCCCCUCGACAGGCACAUGGCUCCUGGCCUGUCGUCAGCCCUCCCCCAGCCGCCCUCCCCAACCCCUCCCCUUCUCGUCGAGCCACCCCCUGACGACGACGACCCCGACGCCGAUAUCGAAAUCGACCUGGACGCCGACCUCGACCGCCCCCUCUCGCGAUCCAGCGCCACCAGCAGCACCGCCAACUGGAAUGACAUAGGCGGCCUGCUGCCCUCCCCCAGGAACAGCGCCGCCUUCCUCAGCCCCGACACGCCACGGAGCAUUCGCCGACCAGCCAGCACCAUGUCCACAGAGUCGGCCCUCUCCGAGAAUGGCCUCGUCCCAGCGGCGACGGCCCCGGGGCCCUUCAACUUCCAGACCCAGUCCAUGUCCACCUCGCCCGUGAGGUCGAAUAUUGGCCAGCGUCGUGGUCACCGUUACAAACACUCCUCCAUAAGCGCCCAACACCAGAUCUUCCAGGAACCACCGCCGCGGGCGCCGCCCGUCCUCCCAGCCUCCCUCCCCGUUCCCACGCUCAAGGAGGCCUGGGGGUCGAUGCACAAGGACCAGCGGGCCCGGCUGUACUGGAGCAUGUGCCACGCCUGCGUGGCCGGCUAUGUCUUCUUCAGCGCGGGCGGCUCCCUCGCCAUGACGGCCCUGUCGCACCUGGUCUUCUUCGACGUCGGCUCCGCCGCCAUCUGCGUGUGCGUCGACGUGCUGGGCAACUUCGAGGUGUGGCGGCGCAGCUCCAUACGGCACCCCUUCGGCCUGCAGCGCGUCGAAGUGCUGGCCGGCUUCGCCAUGAGCGUCUUCCUGGUCUUCGGCGGCUUCGACCUGCUGAGCCACAACUUCAAGCACGUCCUCGAGAGCAUGGGGUCGCACGCGCCGCACCACCCCCACGGCCACAGCCACGGCCACGGCCACGGCCACGGCGGGGCCGACGGCGACGCCGCCGUGAGCGCCGGCACCGUCGACCUGGCCACCCUGGCCGCCGUGCUCAGCACCCUCGUGUCGGCGUACGGGCUCAAGAACCACGCGCGCAUCCGCCGCGUCAUGCGGCCCAGCUACUUCUCCUCCUUCCUGCCCGAGAUCCUCGCCAACCCCUUCCACUCCCUCACCCUGUUCUUCAGCUUCCUGAUGCUGCUCCUCCCUGCGCUGCCGGUGGGGUCUUUCGCCUGGCUGGACAAGCUCAUCUGCGUCGCAAUCGCCGUGUCCAUGUUCGUCCUGGGCAUGCGCCUCGCCGUGGCCCAGGGCUUCAUGCUGCUCAUGUCGUACAACGGCCGCCAGCACCGGCCCAGCACCUCUUCUUCUUCUUCUUCUUCUUCCGCGGCAGUGGGGGCGACGGCUUCGGCCCUUGGCGGUAGCAGCAGCGACGCGGACGCCGUCGUGCGCGAGAUCGAGUCCGAGCCCAACGUGGCGCGUGUCGAUGAGGCCCAGUUCUGGCAGGUCCACUAUGGCCUGUGCAUGGCCACGCUCAAGCUGUGCGUGAACCGCGGCUGUGACGAUGCCGCCCUGAGCCAGCUGCGCCAGCGCGUCGCCCGGAUCGUGCAGAACAGGCUGGGCGAGGGGUAUGGCAAGGGAGGGGCGCUCCGGUGGGAGGUUACGCUGCAGACCAGUACGGAUGCAACGUGAAUGACAUGAUAGGCGCAGCGAGUCUUAUUCUUGUUUUUCUGUUUUCUCACCUACACUUUCCGGUAGCAAGCGGUAGAUUUGUACGAGACUCAUCAUGAAUGACAAGCUGCCCUCCAUGGGCCGAAUAGACUUUAUGGACAAACUUGGUCCAGCUUCUAGGAAACGCGAGCGAGCGAGCGAGCGAGUGUGCCCCCGGAAGCGGAAAGGAAACAUCUGAUGUUUGACAUGACCUGCCAGAGUACAGUCGUGUACUUGUAGUCCACAGAUUCGUAAGCAUGGAUGACCACGCGACAGAAUGUACGACCUUGAGGU